Thlaspi arvense is the source of this 3053-nucleotide messenger RNA. NCBI's taxonomy places the organism in Eukaryota, Viridiplantae, Streptophyta, Magnoliopsida, Brassicales, Brassicaceae. The record is from the annotation of a GenBank genome assembly.
CAGAAUAUAAAAUAGCAUUACAAAGUACAGCAUAUCUAUAAUUAAAUACUGACGACUGAAGUGGUCCAUAAGCUCAUUACCAUUACCUACUUCUUAAUCCCAAUCCCAUAUGUCUUUCUCUCUAUAUCUCUUACAAAGCCUUUAUCGGAGAAGUGAUACAAUAUUUUAUUAAUUUUUUUUUUAUAAAGAAAAGAUGAUUUCUUUUCGUCGCAAGUAUUUCAUCAUCAUCGUCUUCAUAUUGAUUUUCCAUGGGCGUCUUGGAUUUUCCGAUAACACUAAACUCCACGAGGCGGAAGUGAGAGCACUAAAGGAGAUAGGGAAGAAGCUAGGGAAGAAAGAUUGGGACUUUAAGAAAGAUCCAUGUAGUGGUGAAGGCAAUUGGGUUGUUACCACUUUCACAGCCAAAGAGUUUGAGAGUAAUAUCACUUGUGAUUGUUCCUUUCCUCCUCCUAACUCGUCUUGCCACGUCGUUAGAAUAGCCUUGAAAUCGCAGAACUUAACAGGCAUUGUUCCUCCAGAGUUCUCUAAGCUUCGCCACCUCAAAGUUUUAGACCUUAGCCGUAACUAUCUGACUGGCUCCAUUCCAAAGGAAUGGGCUUCUAUGCGCUUAGAAGAUUUAUCUUUCAUGGGGAACAGACUGUCUGGUCCAUUUCCCAAAGUCCUAACCCGCCUUACAACCCUCAGAAACCUGAGUCUCGAAGGAAAUCUGUUUUCAGGACUAAUCCCUCCUGAGAUUGGAAAGAUGGUUCAUUUGGAGAGGCUUCAUCUUCCUUCGAAUGCUUUCACUGGACCAUUGCCUGAAGAACUUGGAUUGCUCAAGAACAUGACUGAUAUGAGGAUCAGUGAUAAUAACUUCAGUGGAAGAAUACCAGAGUUUAUCGGCAACUGGACAACAAUAAUGAAACUGCAGAUGCAUGGUUCAGGUUUGGAUGGUCCGAUACCUUCCAUUAUUUCUGCCUUGACCAGUUUGACCGACCUGAGGAUUAGCGAUUUAGGAGGCAAACUGUCUCCCUUCCCUCCAUUGAAUAACUUGGAGUCUAUCAAGACGCUGAUAUUGAGAAAAUGCAAUUUAAAUGACCCAAUUCCAAAGUAUAUUGGGCACCUGAAGAAGCUCAAAACACUUGACCUGAGUUUUAAUCACCUAACUGGUGAGAUUCCGACAUCGUUUGAAAAUUUGAAGAAAGCCGAUUUCAUUUAUUUGACAGGAAACAAGCUGACAGGAGCUAUUCCACCCUCCUUUGUUCAAAAAAACAAAAACGUAGAUGUUUCUUACAACAACUUUACUGAUGCAAGUUCAAUUCCCACUAGUGGUUGUGGCCAAGUUACUUCGAAUUGGGUGGAAAGCUUCUUCAUGGGGAGUAAAGCACACAAGAACUCAUCCUGCUCUCUUCAGCACUUCCCUUGUCUUCGUCCUAAGAGAGACCAUAAAUAUAAAUUGUACAUAAACUGCGGAGGACGUGAAGUAAAAACUGAUAAAGGAAUAACAUAUGAGGCUGACGAUGCAGCCAAAGGCGCUUCUUUCUUCUUCCCUAGUGCUGACAAUCACUGGGGGUUUAGCAGCACCGGGAACUUCAUGGACGACGACGAUGAUGCUGAUGAGUACAGCGUGCACAACACAUCCACACUAUCAGUUAACGAUUCGUCUCCCAUCUCUGAGCUUUACCGGACAGCUCGAGUCUCUCCUUUAUCGUUGACUUACUACGGACUCUGUCUCGGAAAUGGGAACUACAAUGUAAGUCUCCACUUUACUGAGAUCACCUUUACCGAUGACAAGACGUUUUACGGUCUAGGCAAACGUUUGUUCGAUGUUUAUGUUCAGGAGAAGUUAGCGAUUAAAAACUUCAACAUUCAAGAAGCAGCUGGUGGAUCCGGUAAGCCGGUCAUAAAAAGAUUUACGGUAAAUGUAACAGACAAUAACCUGAAGAUCGGUUUGAGAUGGGCGGGCAAAGGGACAACAGGCAUUCCAGUUAGAGGAGUUUAUGGUCCAAUGAUAUCAGCUAUAUCAGUGGAACCCAAUUUCAAGCCUCCGGUGUAUCAUGACAAGAAAGAGAUUAUUCUAAAAGCAGGGAUACCUGUUGCAGCAGCACUUCUUUUAUUGAUCAUUGUGGGUUUCCUCUGGAAAGCAAAGCGUGACAAGAAUGCUAUUGACAAGGAGUUAAGGGGUUUAGAUCUUCAAACUGGGACUUUCACUCUACGACAGAUAAAAGCAGCCACUGAUAAUUUCGAUGCAACGAUGAAGAUUGGUGAAGGUGGAUUUGGCUCUGUUUAUAAGGGUGUAUUGUCAGAGGGAAAAUUGAUUGCAGUUAAACAAUUGUCUGCAAAGUCAAGGCAGGGAAACCGCGAGUUUGUGAAUGAAAUAGGAAUGAUCUCAGCGCUGCAACAUCCAAAUCUUGUGAAGCUAUAUGGAUGCUGUGUUGAAGGGAACCAAUUGAUAUUGGUGUAUGAGUAUUUGGAGAAUAACUGUCUAUCUCGUGCGCUAUUUGUAAAUGCUUACGUUUUGCAAGAGAAGGGGUGCUUACUAGAGCUGGUUGAUCCAACGUUAGGCUCAGAUUACUUAGAAGAAGAAGCCAUGCUGAUGCUGAAUGUGGCUCUGAUGUGUACCAACGCAUCACCGACGCUAAGGCCUACAAUGUCUCAAGUGGUGAGUCUCUUGGAAGGAAAGACAGCGAUGCAAGAGCUGCUGUCGGAUCCGAGCUUCUCAACGGUUAACCCGAAGCUUAAAGCAUUGAGGAACCAUUUUUGGCAGAACGGGCUGAGCAGAACGCUUUCCUUCUCCACGAGCGGACCUCGUACCGCCUCUGCCAGUUCACAAGCUGAUGCUCAGGAGAAUACUGGACUUUUGGAUUAACUUCUUAUAUUUUAACUUGUAAGUGAGGUUUGUAGGAGUGGUGCAAUUGUUCACCAAAUUAUAAAGACUUCCAAGUUUUCUAGCUCAAAAUUGUGACAUAAAAUUAGAUUGAUCACAAAAAUCAGAUAAAAGACUAAUAUACAAAUAUUUAGACAAAAAUAAAUUAAUGCUUGGCACUAUACCUGCUACUUAUACUAGUACUUUA